Penicillium cataractarum is the source of this 390-nucleotide messenger RNA. RefSeq names its product peptidylprolyl isomerase ESS1 (gene pin1). NCBI's taxonomy places the organism in Eukaryota, Fungi, Ascomycota, Eurotiomycetes, Eurotiales, Aspergillaceae. The record is from RefSeq and is a predicted model, not a curated record. Gene Ontology annotation, molecular function: peptidyl-prolyl cis-trans isomerase activity. Bases 1 to 390 code for a protein of 129 amino acids. The transcript has 3 exons. Gene Ontology annotation, cellular component: cytosol; nucleus.
AUGGCGACUCACCACUCUGCGGCAACCCACAAUGAUGUUGGUGGACAGGGAGAGGGCAAGAUCCGCUGCAGCCACUUGCUUGUGAAGCACCGCGACAGCCGUCGCCCCAGUAGCUGGCGCGAAGCGGAGAUUACCCGUACAAAGGAGGAGGCAAUUGAAAUCCUGAAGGGCCACGAGCGGCGCAUUCAGUCUGGCGAAGCCACUCUCGGCGACAUUGCCGUCUCCGAGUCUGAUUGCAGCAGUGCCAGGAAGAAGGGUGACCUUGGCUUCUUUGGCCAUGGCGAGAUGCAAAAGGAGUUUGAAGAUGCCGCCUUUGCUCUCCAGCCUGGUCAAGUCAGCGGCGUUGUAGAAACGGCCUCUGGUGUUCAUCUUAUCCAGCGUGUCCAGUGA